GGAGGACAGAGGUGGUAGAUGAAUGACAAGAAAUCUACGUAGUAAAUAGGAAUACGUCGCUAACGUCCGGAAUUCCGUUUGGCAGAGGUUUUAGUUUAUCAUUCACUCGCGGGAAGAGCAGAGAGAUAGAAAUGGGAACCCGAUCGGAGAAGGAUAAGGAGAAGGAGAAGGAGAAGGAUAAGGAUCUGGAACGGCUGAUUCCGGUGGCCGGCGGCGGUGACUUGGAGAACGGGGCGUGCUCCAAUUCUUAUUCCCCUGAAGAUUCCCCGACUCCUCCUUCCUCUUACUCCACCGGCAAAGAGGCGAUAAGCAAGGUGAUUCGCAGCUGGGCUUGGAAAAAGUUCAUUACUGGAUGUGUCAUCUUAUUUCCCAUAGCUAUGACCUUUUACAUAACAUGGUGGUUCAUUUGUUUUGUGGAUGGCUUCUUUUCUCCAAUAUAUACUCACCUGGGAAUAAAUGUAUUCGGUCUUGGAUUUGUGACCUCCAUCAGUUUCAUCUUUCUGGUUGGGGUGUUCAUCUCCUCAUGGUUAGGUGCUUCUGUACUUGGUUUAGGAGAAUGGCUGAUCAAAAAGAUGCCUCUGAUGGGCUAUGUCUACUCCGCUUCCAAACAAAUCAGCGCAGCAAUUUCAACAGAUCACAAUUCUCAAGCCUUCAAAGAAGUGGCAAUAAUAAAGCAUCCCCGGGUGGGAGAAUAUGCACUGGGCUUCAUCACCUCAACUCUGGUUCUCCAGAAGAGUUCAGGCCCAGAGGAGCUCUGCUGUGUUUAUCUCCCAACCAAUCACCUCUACCUCGGCGAUAUCUACCUUGUCAACUCCAAGGACAUCAUGAGGCCAAGUCUAUCCGUUCGAGAAGGCAUAGAAAUCGUGAUCUCCGGUGGGUUGUCUAUACCGAAGAUACUGACUAUAGUGGAUCCGCAGUCGAUACUAUCUCCGCGAGUUGGGAAAUUUGCAAUUCCACAUGUCUAAUUUACUGUAAGAAAUUCCUGAAGAGCUGAGAUAUUCAUAUCACAUCACAUCUUAUAUAUAAAUUGACACGCCAAUAAUCCAAGUUCAUCGUUGCCCACUACACUGUGAUUGGUGCUGUAAGUAUGCAAGCAAUUGCUCCCUCAAAGAAGAAACACUAGCACUCUGUAAUUUUACCUCCACUUCUCAACUUCACAAUGGAAGUUUUUCUUCUUUGCCUAUGGAUUUAUUCCUCUUAGCUGCCAGAAGUAAAAUAUCGUGACACAUCAUAAUUGUUUUAAUAUUAUAAUAUU
Ipomoea nil (Japanese morning glory) is the source of this 1255-nucleotide messenger RNA. RefSeq names its product protein LIKE COV 1-like. The coding region runs from base 132 to 965 and encodes 277 amino acids. The transcript is spliced from 6 exons. Lineage: Eukaryota; Viridiplantae; Streptophyta; Magnoliopsida; Solanales; Convolvulaceae. Gene Ontology annotation, cellular component: Golgi apparatus. The record is from RefSeq and is a predicted model, not a curated record.